AUGUUCUUUCAUGUCCUACAGAAUUUCACUGCCACUCUUUCACAUAUUCAAAACCAACUUAAAGAGCAAAAAUACAGGUGAUUUGACAUACUUGUCUAAUUAGUUUGUUUCAAUAUUGUGUGUGAUUGUCAGUUGUUUUGUUUCUUUGAUGACCGUUGAAAACUAAACAUCUUUUUUGCAGUUGUUUCAAAGAUGGUUAUGGGAGUGAGUGCUUGGAAACAACAGUGCAACUGCUUAAGAAGAUAUGCAAUGGAGUCCGAUCCUCAAAAUUCACAGGCAUCCCUGUAGACUGCGUGAGCCUGUUAGUCUCAGUAUCAAACUUUUCCCAGUCCAAGGUAUGUGGAAAUGACAUUACUGUUACCGUUAUGACAUUACUGUUACCAACACGUUCUCUGUGACAAAAAACAACCUGACGACCUGAACAUUCUCUUUCACAACAACUAUAUAAAACAAUGCUGGCAAUACACUGUCCGGUAUUAGAAUGAUGUUGAACAAUUCAAUUGUUGAAGACCUAAUGUCAGCCCUGGAUGCUGAUUGGCUGACAGCCGUGGUAUACCACGGGUAUGACAAAACAUUUAUUUAUACCAGUUUAUAAUAGCAAUAAGGCACCUUGGGGGUUUGUGAUAUAUACCACGGCUAAGGGCUGUGUCCAGGCACUCCGCGUUCCGUCGUGCGUAAAGAACAGCCCUUAGCCGUGGUAUAUUGGCCAUAUACCACACCCCCUCGGGCCUUAUUGCUUAAAUACAUAAUAGUAUAAUAUCCCCAGCAGUCCUGACUCUCAGAGGUAAUGGAGCCAGUGUCUUUAAACCAAAACCAUUGGCACCAGUGUCUUUAAACCAAAACCAUUGGCACCAGUGUCUUUAAACCAAAACCAUUGGCACCAGUGUCUUUAAACCAAAACCAUUGGCACCAGUGUCUUUAAACCAAAACCAUUGGCACCAGUGUCUUUAAACCAAAACCAUUGGCACCAGUGUCUUUAAACCAAAACCAUUGGCACCAGUGUCUUUAAACCAAAACCAUUGGCACCAGUGUCUUUAAACCAAAACCAUUGGCACCAGUGUCUUUAAAAUCACAUUGUGUAUUCCUAGUGUAAAUGUAGACUAUGGCCGUGUCCGAAUACCCAUACUUGCGUUCUAAGGUAUGCAUUUUAGGUAUGCAAAAACAUAAAGUUUUAUAGUAUGUGAAAUUUUCGAAAAUGUAGUAUGCUUUAAAUGCCAGGAUGUCAUACUCAUUUUGGCUUUUCAUCUAGAAGAAAUUGCUGCACACUGUUGAGGAAGACAAUCGUCUUUCCAGACUCCAGCAUGUUUGACAACAGCUGAUAAUCAAAAAAAAUGAGAUAAGGGGACACGCUGUACCCAAAUGAACGAAUGGUGGGAAUCAACACAAUUCCGCAUUAGAUGACGCAUUCUCAGGAUGCUAGUGUGUUGAUAUUUAUUGCUUACUGCAUUCGUUAUUACUGAACAGUAAGUUGUAAAUAGUAUGUACUGUAGUAGAAUGUAGUUUUAGUAAGUAGUAGACAAGACAGAUUUCAGACACAGCUAUGGCUUAGAUUUCCUGUUGCCAAACAAUAAUUACGAGACUUUAUGUAGACAUGUACUAGAAGCACGGUGGGGGGGGGGGGGAGGGGGGGGGGUUGUUGUUCAUGAAACCUGAUUGUCAUAUUUAUUGGUGUCUUGUAUACAAGGAUACCAUACAAUCAAUCAAAUCUCAAAAUCUAAAUCACAUUUUCUUAUCACUUUUUUAUAAACAGAUGGAUAUGAUUUACUUGUUUUAAACUAAGCCUUGUGGUUAUGUAUUUCCUAAAACCUGACCUGUGAAGUUUUGCACACAUCUCCCUCAGACGUUUGCAUGAGUCGUGCAAUCAUUUUCAGAGAUAUGUGUGAGUUAAGAUUCAAACGGUCAAAUGUGUAACUUUUUUUAAAUGUAAUUUUGAAAAUGACUUAUUUUUUUUAAAGACGUGUGACGUGGGAGGAGACACUGUUCACUCAAAGGAUCUGAGGCUGCUGUCUGAGUCAAUCGACAUUGUCAGAUCCUGGAUCAGUAUGACCUUCAAAGAGAAGUUACGCGAUACCUCCGAGAUCAAGGUGAGAGGAUUACUCAACUUGUUGUUGCACAGGUUAUGUCCACGCGUUUUCAUGAGAAGCUACAUUUGUUAAUGCGUUAACAUUUUAUUUUCAUGCAGAUAUAAUGCUUUAUUAUGAUAUGUUGUAUGUAUGAGCCUUUAUAUUGUAUUAUAAUAAGGAUUAGGUCUCUCUUUGUGGUAACAUGACUGACUCAAAACAGCUGCUAUUUAGUCAGGAUUACUCUUAUAAGACAUUAUAAGGGGUCAUACAUCACAAGUUUCAUAAUGUAUCAUACAUGCUAAAUAAAUAUAUAAUAUCUAUAAAUAUAAUUGAAGAAGUAGUUAGUGUAUUAAGUUCAUGUAAGAUUCAUAGAUGCUGUAUGUUGUCUCAAAGCAGUUUUUUUUUUUAAUUCAAUUUAAAAAGUACAAUUAUUAUUGUACAUUAAUUUGUUAACCAUGCUCUUCUUAUUGGUUAUGAUUCACAGAUGUGGAAUAACAUCAUCUCUCUCAGUUUUGUAAACGGGGAUUUCACAAAGAAAUGGAGACAAACUUUCUGUACGGAUUUAGAGGGCAAACUUAAACAGGUGAGGAACUGCUACAAGGAGCAGCUGUUGUAUUCGGCGCAUGUGACCAAUAAAAUUUGA
Molecule: messenger RNA, 2706 nt
Organism: Coregonus sp. 'balchen'
Lineage: Eukaryota; Metazoa; Chordata; Actinopteri; Salmoniformes; Salmonidae
Source: the annotation of a GenBank genome assembly